AAAAUAAAGAAACAAAAGCAUUGUUUGACUUUAUUAUGCCUGGUUUUAAUUUGCCAAAACAUAAAAUAUUAGGAGGAAGAGUAUUAACUGAAGCAUCAAAAAACCUGCAAGAUGAAAUUUUAAAAAUUGCACAAAAUGAUAAAAAUAGUGUUACUACAACAUUUGAUAGUUGGACUAAUGUGAAGUAUGAACAUAUCUGA
Messenger RNA from Cetraspora pellucida, 200 nucleotides. The record is from the annotation of a GenBank genome assembly. NCBI's taxonomy places the organism in Eukaryota, Fungi, Glomeromycota, Glomeromycetes, Diversisporales, Gigasporaceae.